Messenger RNA from Lathyrus sativus (Indian pea), 549 nucleotides. NCBI's taxonomy places the organism in Eukaryota, Viridiplantae, Streptophyta, Magnoliopsida, Fabales, Fabaceae. The record is from the annotation of a GenBank genome assembly.
AUGUCUCCUUCCUCACUUGAGCUGUGUCCUUCUGUAAAGAAUAUCAUUCUUCUGGAUUCUGAUGGGAGACGUGUGGCGGUUAAGUAUUUUACAGAUGAUUGGCCGACUAAUAGUGCAAAGGAAACUUUUGAGAAGUUUGUAUUCACAAAGACUCAGAUGACCAAUGCUCGCACAGAAGCGGAGAUAGCAAUAUUUGAAAAUAACAUUGUUGUUUACAAGUUUGUCCAAGAUCUUCACUUCUUUGUUACCGGGAGUGACCAAGAAAAUGAGCUUAUCUUAUCCUCCGUUCUGCAGGCAUUUUUUGAUUCUGUUGGCAUCCUGCUCAGAGGCAAUGUGGACAAGAAGGCAGCACUUGAGAACUUGGAUGUCAUUCUGUUGUGCAUUGAUGAAAUUAUUGACGGCGGUAUUAUUCUUGAAACUGAUCCAAAUGUUAUAGCCGGGAAAGCUGCAAGUAACAGUAUAGAUUCUGGAGCUCCUCUGUCUGAACAGACACUAGGUCAAGCACUUGCCUCAGCUAGGGAACAUCUUACAAGAUCCUUUCUUAAAUGA